GAAACCAGACUUCUCAAGUUCAGAUGUUGCCAUCUCCAUCUGCAUGAAAUAGCCUCUUUUUUCCUUUCCCAUUCUUUUUUCAUCUUCCUUUCCCUCUCUCUGGGCUAUAACGAGUCAAUUUUAGAGGGAAAGGGCUGAUUAGAGGAAGGAAAAAGAAGUAAUUUCAAGUGUUUUUGGACAAUUUCUUCUUCGUUUUGGUUGUUUUUUGGUCAGCCAUGGGUGACAUAUCAUUGGAGGAUGUCAAGAAUGAGAAUGUUGAUCUUGAACGGAUUCCUGUUGAGGAAGUUUUUGAGCAACUAAAAUGUACGAAAGAAGGAUUGACUACUGCAGAAGGAGAGAAAAGACUUCAAAUAUUUGGCCCUAACAAGCUUGAAGAGAAAAAAGAGAGCAAAGUUUUGAAAUUUUUGGGGUUUAUGUGGAACCCUCUCUCUUGGGUCAUGGAAUGUGCAGCAAUCAUGGCCAUUGUUCUGGCUAAUGGAGGGGGAAAACCACCUGAUUGGCAAGACUUUGUUGGUAUUAUGGUUCUCCUGAUCAUCAACUCCACCAUCAGUUUCAUUGAAGAGAACAAUGCUGGAAAUGCAGCUGCUGCUCUGAUGGCUGGUCUUGCCCCCAAAACAAAGGUUCUAAGGGAUGGAAAGUGGAAAGAAGAAGAGGCAGCAAUUCUGGUUCCAGGAGAUGUGAUCAGUGUCAAAUUGGGAGAUAUUAUCCCGGCUGAUGCCCGUCUCUUAGAAGGCGAUCCUCUAAAGAUUGAUCAGUCUGCUCUUACUGGUGAAUCUUUGCCUGUAACUAAGUAUCCUGGUGAUGAAGUGUUCUCUGGUUCUACCUGCAAGCAAGGUGAGAUUGAGGCUGUUGUCAUUGCAACUGGUGUCCAUACCUUCUUUGGGAAGGCAGCUCAUCUUGUGGAGAGCACCAACCAAGUUGGCCACUUCCAGAAGGUGUUGACGGCCAUCGGAAACUUCUGUAUAUGCUCGAUUGCAGUUGGGAUGAUUAUUGAGAUCUUAGUAAUGUAUCCAAUCCAGCACAGGGCGUACAGAGAGGGAAUUGACAACCUGUUGGUGCUUCUCAUUGGAGGUAUCCCUAUUGCCAUGCCGACAGUUCUUUCAGUGACCAUGGCCAUCGGAUCACAUCGCCUCUCGCAGCAAGGCGCCAUUACCAAGAGGAUGACAGCAAUUGAGGAGAUGGCUGGGAUGGAUGUCCUCUGCAGUGACAAGACUGGAACUCUCACCCUCAACAAACUCACAGUAGACAAGUCCCUUGUUGAGGUGUUUGUACCUGGCAUGGAUAAGGACGCUGUUAUGCUGUUUGCUGCAAGAGCUUCCAGAGUUGAAAAUCAAGAUGCUAUUGAUGCCUGCAUUGUUGGAAUGUUGGGCGACCCAAAAGAGGCAAGGGCAGGAAUCACUGAGGUACAUUUCCUGCCCUUCAAUCCAGUUGAUAAGCGGACUGCCAUUACCUACAUCGACAGAGACGGUAACUGGCACCGAAGUAGCAAGGGUGCUCCUGAACAGAUAAUUGACCUUUGUGAGCUUAAAGGAGAAGUAAGAAAUAAGGCUCAUGCAAUUAUUGAUAACUAUGCCAAUCGCGGUCUUCGUUCCUUGGCAGUCUCUCGACAGACUGUUAAAGACAAGGACAAAGAGAGUGCUGGAGAGCCAUGGGAAUUUGUUGGCCUCCUGCCCCUAUUUGAUCCUCCUAGGCAUGAUAGUGCAGAGACCAUCCGUCGAGCUCUCGAACUUGGUGUUAAUGUUAAGAUGAUCACUGGUGACCAACUUGCAAUAGGAAAAGAAACUGGUCGGAGGCUUGGCAUGGGCACCAACAUGUAUCCAUCAUCAUCUUUGCUCGGCCAAUGCAAGGACGAGUCGAUUGCUUCCAUUCCUGUUGAUGAACUCAUUGAGAAGGCUGAUGGGUUUGCUGGUGUCUUCCCUGAACACAAGUAUGAGAUUGUCAAGAAACUUCAGGAGAGGAACCACAUUUGUGGCAUGACAGGAGAUGGUGUCAAUGAUGCUCCUGCUCUGAAGAGGGCCGACAUCGGUAUUGCCGUGGCUGAUGCAACCGAUGCGGCAAGGAGUGCAUCCGACAUUGUCUUGACAGAGCCAGGGCUGAGUGUCAUUAUAAGUGCUGUGUUAACCAGCAGGGCCAUCUUUCAGAGAAUGAAGAACUACACCAUCUAUGCAGUUUCCAUCACAAUCCGUAUCGUGUUGGGAUUCAUGCUCGUCGCUCUCAUCUGGAAGUUUGAUUUCUCGCCUUUUAUGGUCCUGAUCAUUGCCAUCCUGAACGAUGGAACCAUCAUGACCAUCUCAAAGGACAAGGUGAAGCCAUCUCCUGUGCCAGACUCAUGGAAACUCAAUGAAAUCUUUGCUACCGGUGUCGUCCUCGGAACAUACAUGGCCCUCAUGACCGUGGCUUUCUUCUGGCUUGCAAACGAAACCCACUUCUUCGAGAUCACUUUUGGAGUAAAGCCACUCGAAGAUCUUGCUGAGAUCAACUCUGCUCUCUAUCUUCAAGUGAGCAUCAUCAGCCAGGCUCUCAUCUUUGUCACGAGGUCAAGAAGUUGGUCCUUUGUCGAAUGCCCUGGUAUCUUGCUCAUCAUCGCCUUCAUUGCCGCACAGCUGGUUGCCACAUUAAUUGCUGUAUAUUCUGAAUGGGACUUUGCAAGGAUUAAAGGCAUCGGGUGGGGAUGGGCAGGAGCCAUCUGGGUAUUCAGCAUUGUUACUUACUUCCCACUUGAUGUUCUCAAAUUCAUAAUCCGCUAUGCCCUCAGCGGCAAGGCCUGGGACAACAUGCUUGACAACAAGACUGCGUUUACGACCAAGAAGGAUUACGGAAUAGGCGAAAGGGAGGCGCAGUGGGCAACGGCUCAACGCACAAUGCACGGGCUGCAGCCUCCGGAGACCAUAUUUCACGACAAGAGCAGCUACGAGGAUCUAUCAGAGAUUGCAGAGCAGGCCAAGAAAAGAGCUGAAGUUGCCAGGCUGAGGGAACUUCAUACUUUGAAGGGCCAUGUGGAAUCAGUGGUGAAGUUGAAGGGAUUGGACAUUGAAACUAUCCAACAACACUACACUGUAUAAUCUGCAAUGGAGAAGACAACAUAUGGCUGACGUUCAAGUUUCAAAGUUUCAACUAAAACGAAGAAGGAAAAAAAAAGAGAAGAAAAAUUUAUAGAUGGGGAAAUGGACUCUGAUUCUUUUUUCUUCUUUUGUAACAGAAAUUCUUUUCAUUGGAGGGGAAAAAUGUGUAAUUCAGACAGGAGUCUAAAAACGAAGAAACAAAAAUGUGGAAUAUUUGAGAGAAAUUCAAAGGAAUGCUAAUGGAAUAUAUUAUAGACGUAUGUGUUA
Molecule: messenger RNA, 3329 nt
Organism: Momordica charantia (bitter melon)
Lineage: Eukaryota; Viridiplantae; Streptophyta; Magnoliopsida; Cucurbitales; Cucurbitaceae
Product: ATPase 8, plasma membrane-type
Biological process (GO): proton export across plasma membrane
Cellular component (GO): membrane
Molecular function (GO): P-type proton-exporting transporter activity; ATP hydrolysis activity; ATP binding
Source: RefSeq, a predicted model, not a curated record